Xiphias gladius (swordfish) is the source of this 15183-nucleotide messenger RNA. It is a transcript of the gene fat1a, whose product is annotated as FAT atypical cadherin 1a. Gene Ontology annotation, molecular function: calcium ion binding. Bases 333 to 14240 code for a protein of 4635 amino acids. Gene Ontology annotation, biological process: homophilic cell-cell adhesion. The record is from RefSeq and is a predicted model, not a curated record. The transcript is spliced from 29 exons. Gene Ontology annotation, cellular component: plasma membrane; cell-cell junction. Lineage: Eukaryota; Metazoa; Chordata; Actinopteri; Istiophoriformes; Xiphiidae.
CGGGUGACCAGAAAUGUGAAAUUGCUGCGUUUCCAUGCAAGAGAAAAAGAAAAUAUUUUUGCAUAAAUAAGGAAAUUAAAGAUUGAUGUGUUUUUUUCAUAGUGCCGAGCUCAUCAAGCUGAUGUUUUCAUAGAUGAGGUUCCACUGGUGUGAAUUGCACAUCGUUGGCAUAUGGCUCUGUGCAUGCACGGGAGCAGGGCAGGCUCACAUCUCGUCACCUGACCGACUGCUCUGCCUCAUCUUUUCCACACUGGGCCUAUUUAGCCAUGUAUCAGCCCAGCCAUCACUUGUAAUGGCCCUUAAAGUGGUUCUGUGAAGAUCAAGGUACGAUAAUGGGGAAGCGCUUGGUUUCACUGCUUGUGCUGCUCCUGCAGCUCCUCUGUGGCUGCGCAGGGAACCAAAGGAUGGCGAGGGCCGCCUCCAUGCAAUUCACCAACUCUGUUUACAAUGCCACCAUAUAUGAGAACUCUGCUGCUAAGACUUACUUAGAGAGUCACACUAAGAUGGGGAUCUAUAUCACAGACCCAGCCUGGGAGAUACGGUACAAAAUCAUCUCUGGAGACAAUGAGAACUUAUUCAAAGCUGAGGACUACCUGUUGGGAGAUUUCAGUUUUUUGCGAAUAAGGACCAAAGGAGGCAGCACUGCCAUUCUGAAUCGGGAGGUUAAAGACCACUACGUGCUGACUGUUAAAGCUUCGGAGAGGAGCACCAAUUUAGAGUGUCGCGCUAGAGUUAAGGUGCAGGUACUGGACACCAAUGACCUGCGGCCCCUCUUCUCACCAACAUCCUAUAGCAUCUCCCUGCCAGAGAACACAGCCAUACGCACGAGUGUGGCCAAGGUCACGGCAACUGAUGCAGAUAUCGGUACGAACGGAGAAUACUACUAUAGUUUCAGAGAGUGGACGGACAUGUUUGCGGUUCAUCCGACAAGCGGUGUGGUGACACUGACUGGCAAACUAGACUACUCUGAGGCAAAGCUGUACGAGCUGGAGAUCCUAGCAGUGGACAGAGGGAUGAAGCUUUAUGGCAGCAGUGGCUUCAGCAGCAUGGCCAAACUUACAGUGAGGGUGGAGCAGGCCAAUGAGCAUGCACCUGUAAUCACCGCAGUAACCUUGGCCCCCUCUGAUACAGACCAUGACCCCACCUACGCUAUCGUGACAGUGGAGGACAAUGAUCAGGGACCAAAUGGAGAGAUAGCAUCAUUGAGUAUUGUUGCCGGUGACCCUCUUCAGCAGUUCAAAGCUGUAAGAAGCAGCCCUGGGAGCAAAGAGUAUAAAAUAAAAGCAGUCAAAGAUGUUGACUGGGACAGCCAGACUUUUGGUUACAACCUUACUUUACAGGCGAAGGAUAAAGGCAGCCCCCCUCAAUUUUCAUCUGCUAAAUUGGUACAUGUCACUUCUGCACAGUUCAGAGUGGGUCCUCCUGUAUUUGAAAAGGCAGUUUACAGAGUCAAUCUCAGUGAAUUUGCCCCUCUUCAUACACCUGUCACUAUGGUAACAGCUGUGCCAAAGUAUCCACAGCUAAAAUACGCUUUUCGACACAAAUCUGACAAGAACAGAUUUACUAUCAAUCCAGAUACUGGCCUAAUCAGCACUGCUGGACCCAUCAAUGCUGAUUCUGCCCCCCGAUUUGAGCUAGACUUGAUCACCAGUGACAAAAAAGCAGCAACAAAAGUGAUUGUUGAUGUGAUUGAUGUGAAUAACAAUGCACCCGAGUUCCAGCAGACAUCUUACAAGGCCAUUGUUGAUGAGAAUGUACCCAUAGGGACCAGUGUGGUAACGGUUAAAGCCACUGAUCUGGACAGAGGUGAGAAUGGCUAUGUGACCUACAGCAUUACCAAUAUGAGCCCUCAACCAUUUGUCAUUGACUACUUCUCCGGUGUCAUCAGUACCUCGGAGGUCCUAGAUUAUGAGCUUAUGCCCAGGAUUUACAAUCUCAAAGUCAGGGCAUCAGAUUGGGGGACCCCUUUCCGGAGAGAGGUGGAGGCAUCAGUCACCAUAACAUUAAAUAACCUGAAUGACAAUAAGCCCUUGUUUGAAAAUGUAGACUGUGAAGUGACUGUGCCGAGAGACCACGGCGUGGGAGAGCAGAUAACAACAGUGUCUGCCAUAGAUGCUGAUGAACUGCAGCUUGUACGGUACAGUAUUAAAGCUGGGAAUGAUCUUGAUCUGUUUGAACUGAACCCAAACUCCGGCAUGCUUUCACUGAAGCACACACUGAGUGAGGGAGAGGCAGCUAAAGUCUCCUUUCAUAGUUUACAAAUCAUCGCAACUGACGGCGAACACGAGACUUGGCCAAUGAUGAUGAACAUAACUGUCAUCACAGCACGCAAGCCUGUCCAGUUAAAAUGUGUCGAAACUGGUGUCGCUACUAUGUUGGCUGAAAAGCUACUUCAGGGAAGCAAAAUCCACACGCAAACCGAGCCGGAUGACAACUUUAUGGACAUUCACUCUGUCAACCGGUACACUCCUCAGUUUGCAGAGUCUUUCCCCAGUGCUAUUGAAGUGAAAGAGGACCUCCCUGUUGGGGCCCGGAUUGUCCAUUUAAGUGCCACAGACUCAGAUAGUGGCUUCAAUGGGAAACUGGUAUAUGUUAUCUCAGGAGGAGACACAGAAAGCCGCUUCAUUGUAGAUAUGGAAACUGGUUGGCUUUUGGUUUAUUCUCCUCUUGACAGGGAAACAACCGACCAUUAUACCCUCAAUAUUACAGUAUACGAUCUUGGCAUACCACAGAAAUCCUCAUCACGCCUUUUGGAUGUUAAGGUCCUAGAUGCCAAUGAUAAUAGCCCUCAAUUUUUGCAAGAUUCAUAUUCAGUUGAAAUGAGUGAGAGCACACCUGUCGGGACAGAAAUUAUCCAGGUGGAUUCGACAGACAAGGAUCAAGGAGAUAAUGGAGUCGUCAAGUAUUCCAUUUUGGGAGGCACAGAUCAAUUUGCAAUCAAUGAAGAGACUGGUGUGGUGACCGUGACAAAGCCGCUGGAUCGUGAGCUCCAUCCAGUUUAUAUCUUGAAGAUCGCGGCAUGUGACCAGGCAGUGAAUGAGCCACAGCUAGUGUCCACUGUGCUACUUAAGAUCACCUUGGAAGAUGUGAAUGAUAAUCCACCUAAAUUUGUCCCCCCCAAUUACCGCGUGAAGGUGAGGGAAGACCUUCCUAUCGGUACGGUAAUUAUGUGGCUGGAGGCUCAUGACCCUGAUUUUGGACCUUCCAGUCAGGUACGAUACAGCCUUAUUGAUAAUGGAGACGGGAAUUUCGAAGUAGACAAACUCAGCGGUGCUGUGCGGAUUGUGCAAAACCUAGAUUAUGAGACAAAACAGGUAUACAACCUGACAGCAAAGGCUAAAGACAAAGGGAAGCCCAUGUCUUUGUCAUCAACCUGCUUCAUUGAGGUGGAUGUGGUGGAUGUGAAUGAGAAUCUGUACAGGCCUUUAUUCCGAUCAUUUGUGGAAAAGGGAUUUAUAAAAGAAGAUGUACUUGUUGGGACUUCGGUGAUGACUGUAACAGCUGAGGAUGAAGACAGAGGACAAGAUGGAGAGAUUCGUUACUCCAUACGAGAUGGAUCUGGCCUGGGGAUAUUUACCAUUGAUGAGGAAACUGGUAUUAUUCGAACAAAAGAACUGCUGGAUCAUGAGACAACACCUCACUACUGGCUCACGGUCUACGCCAUGGAUCGUGGCGUGGUGCCGCUCUCUGCCUUCGUCGAGGUCUACAUCGAAGUGCAGGACGUCAAUGACAAUGCACCGCAAACCUCAGAACCUGUCUACUACCCCUCUGUUAUGGAGAACUCCCCUAAAGAUGUGUCAAUCAUCAAGAUAAAUGCAGUUGAUCCAGAUGACAAGGCCAGCGAUAAACUCACCUACAGGAUCACAAGCGGCAAUCCCCAGGGUUUCUUUGCCAUAAAUGCCAGGACAGGUCUGGUUACAACCACUUCAAGGAAACUGGACAGAGAGCAGCAAGAUGAGCACGUUCUUGAGAUCACCAUCACCGACCAUGGGGUUCCCGCUAAAUCCACCACUGUCCGCGUCAUCGUCCAAGUCCGGGACGAGAAUGACAACAGGCCGUUGUUCCUGGAGAAGAUCUACAAGAUCCAACUCCCUGAGCGGCAGAAGCCAGAGAAGGACAGAGCCAUAAAGCGAGACCCAGUGUAUCGGGUCAUUGCAUCGGACCGCGAUGAGGGGCCUAAUGCUGAAAUCUCCUACAGCAUUGAUGAGGGAGACGAACAAGGCAAUUUCUUUAUUGAGCCCAAGACUGGCCUGGUGUCUUCCAAGAAGUUCCCUUCUUCUUCUGGAGAGUACGACAUUCUUACAAUUAAAGCCGUCGACAAUGGACGUCCUCAGAAAUCCUCCACUUGUCGUCUGCAUAUUGAGUGGAUUCCCAAACCAAAAGUACCAGCCAAUGCCGCUCCCCUGCUUUUUGAGGAGUCCCCCUUCACCUUUUCUGUAAUGGAAAGCGACCCUGUGGCGCACAUGGUGGGCGUUGUCGCCACCGAAUCCUCUGAAUUUCCUGUGUGGUUUGAAAUCACAGGUGGUAAUUAUGACAGCCGUUUUGACGUGGGCAAGGCCAGUGGAACCUUGAUUGUAGCGCAGCCCCUGGACGCUGAGCAGAAAUCAAAUUACAACCUGACGGUGGAAGCCACAGAUGGGACACGAACUGUCAGCACUCAGGUGCUUAUCCGCGUCAUUGACACCAACAACCACCGGCCGCAGUUCUCUCAGCAGUCGUAUGUCGUGAAUGUCCCUGAAGACAAACCAGCAGGGAGUGAGGUCAUGCAGAUCAGCGCUGUGGACAGAGAUGAGAAGAACAAACUGACCUUUACGCUCCUGAGCAGCACUGAUCCCUUCAGCCUGAGGAAGUUCCGACUGGACCCAGGAACAGGCACUCUGUACACCGCUGAGCGACUGGACCAUGAGACUAUGCAUCAUCACAUCCUCACCGUCAUGGUUCGAGACCAGGACAUCCCGGUAAAGAGGAACCUUGUGCGUGUUAUUGUCAACGUGGAUGACACCAAUGACAAUGCACCCUGGUUUAUAGGCACACCUUACUCUGGUCGUGUAUUUGAAUCCGCUACCAUAGGCUCAGCUGUGCUUCAGGUCACGGCUCUUGACAAAGACAAGGGCAAUAACGCAGAGAUUGUUUACAGCAUUGAAUCAGGAAAUGUUGCAAACUCAUUUGCUAUCGACCCUGUUCUUGGGACAAUUACAGUAGCCAAAGAGCUUGAUCGCAGCAGCAAGACUCUGUUUGAACUCACUGUUAAGGCAUCUGAUAAUGGAAUUCCUGCACUGUCAACUACAGCCACUGUACACAUUGUGGUAACAGUUUCUGAUAAUUCUGCUCCCAGAUUCACUGAAAAGGAGUUCUCUGCAGAAGUCAGUGAAUCUUCCCACCCAGGAAGUUUUGUGAGCUUGGUCACAGCUGUUAGCCAGUCGUCUGUUUUCUAUCAAAUAAAAGGUGGCAACAUCAACAAUGCAUUUGAUAUUAACCCAAACUCUGGAGUGGUUGUGACGCAGAGAGCUUUAGAUUAUGAGACCAACUCUCAAUACAAGCUCAUCAUACAGGGUACCAACAUGGCUGGAAUUGCAAGCAACACAACACUUCAGAUUCAUCUAAAGGAUGAAAAUGACAAUGCUCCAAUCUUCCUCCAGAGGGAAUUCAAAGGAGUGAUCAGCGAGUCCGCUCCCAUCAACAGUGUUGUUCUGACCCAUGAAAACACUCCUUUUGUCAUUCGUGCCUCUGAUGCUGAUUGUGACCAGAAUGCAAUGCUCAUCUAUCAAAUUGUCGAACCUUUUGCACACAAACAUUUCGCCAUUGACUCAAGCACCGGAGCCAUCAGAAUUACAACAGUUUUGGAUUAUGAACAGAGGAGUGUUUUCCGCUUUACAGUCCAGGUCCAUGAUCUAGGAAUGCCACGCCUAUUUGCAGAGACAGCGGCCAACGUGACCAUUGAAGUAAUUGAUGUCAAUGACCGUUCACCAGUUUUUAGCCAAGAACUGUAUGAGACAACUGUCAUAGUGCCAACAUAUAAAGGGGUGGAAGUUAUUGAAGUGAAUGCUACAGACUCAGACUCUGGGCCCAACUCCAAACUUCUCUUCUCCAUCUCUGAGGGUAAUAUUGGUGAGAAAUUUAAGAUGGAUCCAAACACAGGCAUAAUCUCUAUUCAGAAUGUCACACAAUUGAGGAGCCGAUAUGAAUUAAAGGUUAGGGUGUCAGAUGGUAGAUUUGCCACUGUUGCUACAGUGAAGAUAAAUGUAAAAGAAAACAAGGAGAGCAAGCUCAAGUUCACCAGGGAUUUCUACAAAGCCUAUGUCCAAGAAAACUCGUCUGCAAAGAAGACACUAGCAAUCAUUGCUGCUGUUGGGAACCAGGUGAACGAGCCUUUGUUCUAUAAAAUUUUGAACCCUGACAGCAGGUUUGAAAUCAGCCGCACAUCUGGAGUAAUCUCAACCACUGGGAUUCCAUUUGAUCGCGAGGCACAGGACACUUUUGAUAUCAUUGUUGAAGUCACUAGAGAGGACAAGUCUGAAGAUGGGGCUCAUGUUUUAGUAACUGUGACAGUGGAAGAUGUGAAUGACAACAAACCUAUGUUUGUAAACCUUCCCUAUCAUGCCCUAGUCCAGAUGGAUGCAGAGGAAGGGCAGGUCAUCCGACAGGUUACAGCAGUGGACAAGGACAUGGGUUCGAAUGCAGAUAUCAAUUAUCACCUGAAGGAACAUCAGGAGUACUUUCAAAUCAGCACCAAUGGUGAAAUUUCUCUCAAAAAGAAAUUUGAGAAGGAGUCACUCAACACAGACUUUGUCAUCGCUGUCAUGGCAAAAGAUAAUGGAGAACCGGCACUCUCUGCUGAAGUAGAAGUGCCAGUAACAGUGGUGAACAAAGCAAUGCCUAUAUUUGAGAAGCCUUUUUACAGCAUUGAAAUCCCUGAAAACAUUCAGUUACACACACCUGUGCUUCAUGUACAGGCCAAUGAUUCCGAGAGCCCUCGUAUUGUGUACACCAUCUCUGAGGGAGAUCCUUUCAAACAGUUCUCAAUUGAUUUCAACACAGGUGUUAUUCAUGUGAUUCAGCCUUUGGACUUUGAGACACAUCCUGCUUAUAAGUUAAAUGUAAGAGCCACAGACUCUCUGACUGGAGCACACUCAGAGGUGUUUGUUGAUAUCAUAUUGGAAGAUGUAAACGAUAAUGCCCCUGUGUUCCUGUCAAAGGCCUACUAUGGCAAUAUUUCUGAGGCCUCUGUCAUUGGUACAUCAGUUUUGCAAGUUGACGCCAAAGAUUCUGAUACUGGUAAUAACCAAGAAGUAUUCUUUCAGUUGGUUGAGGAAAAGGGGAAAAGCUCAGAUUAUUUCACCAUCGAUCGUGACACAGGAACAAUCUCUACAGCUCAAAUACUUGAUCAUGAGGAGAUCCAGCAGCACAAGUUGAGAGUCCGUGUGGUGGACGGAGGUGUUCCAGCCCUCUCCAGUGAUGUAAUUGUGUCGAUAGAUGUUACCGACCUAAAUGACAAUGCUCCAACAUUUACAGAACACACUUACAAAACCACUAUCAGCGAAUUGGCCCCACGUGGACACUUCAUCACCCAAGUCCAAGCAUCAGAUGCAGACAGCUCAGACUCAAAUAAGUUGGAGUUUUCAAUUAUAUCUGGAAAUGAAGAUCAGAACUUUUCCAUAGACAAAAACACAGGCGCCAUCAUCAUUUCCAACCACAGGAGGCCACACAUGCAGUCUCUUUACAACCUCAAUGUAUCAGUAUCUGAUGGUGUAUUCAGAAGCUCAGCCCUUGUCAUGGUCACAGUUAUCGGUGCAAACUUCCACAACCCCACCUUCUCUCAGUUGGAGUACGUGGUAGAGCUUGUUGAAAACUCACCUGUUGGUACCUUGGUAGCAGAAGCAAAAGCAACAGAUGAUGAUGAAGGCAUUUAUGGGCAAAUAACAUACCAGAUUGUCAAUGACUUUGCAAAAGAUAAGUUCUCUGUCAAUGACAACGGAGAGAUUUUCACUCUGGAGAGCCUUGAUCGUGAGAACACCGUUGAGAAGGUUAUUCCCAUUUCUGUCAUGGCUAAAGAUGGUGGUGGUAAAGUAGGCUUUUGUAUUGUCAAUGUUAUUCUCACAGAUGUCAAUGACAAUGCCCCACAAUUCAGAGCAGCUGAGUACAAAGCCACUAUUUCAUCAGAUGUCCCAAGGGGAACCUCUGUGGUUAAAAUUGCUGCUUCGGACAUGGAUGAAGGAAGCAACGCUGACAUUGAGUAUUCAUUCGAAGCAGAUGUUGAAAACGUGGAGGAGAACUUUGAAAUCCAUCCAACCUCUGGGGUCAUUGAAACCAAAGAGAGUCUCAUUGGACUUGAAAAUGUGCUCUAUGCAUUCUUUGUGAGGGCAAAGGAUACUGGGAAUCCAUCCAAACAUUCAGUUGUACAGGUUUACAUCAGGAUUGUCGCACCAGAGACCCCAAUUCCCAAAUUUGCGGAACCACAUUACCGUUACACUAUUGCUGAAGACCUUCCCAUUGCCACAGAAAUCGAUGUGAUUCAGGCAGAGAGUGAUCAACCUGUUGUCUACAGCCUUGUGAAAGGCAACACUCCAGAGAGCAAUGAAGAUGAGGUGUUUGUUGUAGACAGAGACAGUGGAGCCUUGAAACUUCAGAAAAGCCUUGACCAUGAGACUACUAAAUGGUACCAACUAACUUUGCUUGCCCAGACCAAACAUGAGAACUACGAGAUAGUUGAAUCUGUAAAUGUAAACAUCCAAGUGAAAGACCUUAAUGACAACAAGCCUGUCUUUGAAUCAGACCCUUAUGAAGCUUACAUAGUGGAAAACCUUCCAAGUGGGACUCAAGUAAUCCAAGUCAAAGCCACCGACCAAGACUCUGGAACCAAUGGCCAUGUCGUUUACAGCCUCGACCCCAAGCAGAACUCGCAAGAGAUCUGUGAGCUGUUUGCUGUUAAUAGUGAAACUGGAUGGGUGACCACUUUGAAAGAGCUAGACCGCGAAAAGAUAAACAAAUACACAGUCACUGUCCUGGCCACAGACCAAGGGGAUAAAGUCCAACACUUUGCUGGCACCAGAGUGGAGGUAACAGUCGCUGAUGUGAAUGACAACCCACCCCGCUUCACUGCAGAGAUCUACAAAGGCACAGUGAGUGAAGAUGACCCUCCUCCCAGCGGGGUGAUUGCUAUCCUCAGCACCACAGAUGAUGAUUCUGAGGACAUCAAUAAACAAGUGAACUACUUCAUCACAGGAGGGGACCCACUUGGCCAGUUUGCCAUUGAACACAUUCAGAAUGAAUGGAAGGUCUCUGUCAGGAAGCCUUUGGACCGUGAAAAGACGGACAAUUAUCUCCUUAACAUUACCGCCAGUGAUGGCAUCUUCACUGCCAAAGCCGUUGUGGAAGUCAAGGUGCUGGACGCAAAUGACAACAGCCCCGUAUGCGAAAAGUCCCUAUACAGUGAGAGUGUCCCAGAGGACUCCCCUGCUGGCAGGCUCAUCUUGCAGGUCUCUGCCACAGAUGCUGACAUUCGCUCAAAUGCCCAAAUCUCUUAUGAGCUCCAGGGAGUUGGAUCAGAAUUGUUCGUCAUUGAUUCUAAUACAGGGGAGUUGAGGACCUUACUACCCCUGGACCGAGAGGAGCAAGACGAGCACAGGUUCAAAAUGCGGGCAGUUGAUGGAGGAGGGCGGUACUGUGAGGCUGACAUCCACAUCACCGUGGAAGACAUCAAUGACAACCCGCCACAGUUCUCAUCCGAUCCCUACACCGUUACAGUCUUCGAGAACACAGAGAUGGGCACAUAUGUGGCAAAACUGCAGGCAAAUGAUAUCGACACUGGUCUUAAUAGCGACAUCCUCUACUCAUUAGUCGAUUCUGCUGAUGGAUAUUUCUCAAUUGAUGAGAACACCGGUGUAAUAAGCCUGGAGCGUCCCCUGGAUCGUGAGGUGCAGUCGGUGUAUGAGCUGAAAGCCCGGGCCAGUGACCAAGGUGUGCCACGUCUCUCCUCGCUGUGCCAAGUGGUGAUCUCUGUCCUGGACAUCAACGACAAUCCGCCAGUGUUUGAGCACCGUGAAUACACAGCUACCGUGUCUGAGGACGUGGCUGUGGGCACACAGGUGCUCAGAGUGCAGGCAGCGAGCCGGGACACGGAGGCUAACGGAGAGAUCUCCUACAGCAUCGUCAGUGGGAAUGAGCAUGGCAUGUUCAGUGUGGACCCACGUACAGGGGACAUCUUUGUGAUUGAGCCUUUGGACUACGAGGUCUCCCAUGAAUACUACAUCACCAUAGAGGCUACAGAUGGUGGCUCGCCACCGCUCAGCGACAUGGCCACUGUGAACAUCAACCUGACUGAUGUCAAUGAUAACAAACCUGUCUUCAGCCAGGAUGUCUACACAGCCGUCAUCAGCGAGGACACGGAGCUGGGAAAGACCGUGAUGGCAGUGAUGGCUGAGGAUCUUGAUGGGCCUUCUUAUGAUCAUGUGCGGUUCUCCAUCGUGGAUGGUAACCAAGGCAGCCCCUUCACCAUUGAUCCGGUCAGAGGAGAGCUUAAAAUUUCUCGGCAGCUGGACAGAGAGAGAACUUCAGGGUACACUUUGACGGUGGUAGCCUCAGACAACGGGUUGCCCCCACUCUCCAGCAGCGCCAUGAUCAACAUCGACAUCUCAGACGUCAAUGACAACCCGCCCCUCUUCUCCCAGGCAAACUAUAGCCUCAUCAUUCAGGAGAAUCGACCAAAAGGCACAAGUGUUCUUCAGCUCACUGUAACGGACCGGGACGCUUCCCACAAUGGCCCACCUUUCACCUUUGCCAUCGUGGAUGGGAACGAGGGCGAUGCUUUCCAUAUCAAUCAGCAGGGAGCUCUAGUAGCUGUGGGGGUGCUGAAUAGGAAAAGUAAAGAACACUACCUACUUCAAGCACAGGUAUCAGACAGCGGCAAACCUCCGCUCUUUUCCAAUGCCUUCAUCAGUGUACGUGUAAUCGAGGAGAGCAUCUACCCUCCUGCGAUUCUUCCUCUGGACAUUUUCAUCUCCACCGCUGGCGAUGAAUACCCUGGAGGGGUCCUGGGCAAGAUCCACGCCACUGACCAAGACAUCUACGACACUCUCACCUACAGCCUCGCCCCUUCAUCUUCGUCCUACUCCUCAUCCAGCGAUGAGAGCGGUGCCUUGUUUUCAGUUUCCGCCGCUGAUGGUAAAGUUAUCGCCCUACGGCCGCUCGAUGUGGGUCACUACCCUCUCAAUGUGACGGUGACUGACGGACGCUUCACCACGGCUGCUGAUGUCACCGUGCAUAUUCGGCAAGCAGCUCGUCAGGCCCUGGACAACUCUAUUGCUGUACGCUUUGCAAAUAUUGCUCCAGAGGAGUUUAUCGGGGACUACUGGCGCAACUUCCAGCGGGCACUGAGAAACAUUGCUGGGGUGAGGAGGAGUGAUGUGCAGUUAGUGAGCCUGCAGCCUUCAGAGCAAGGAGAUCUGGAUGUGCUGCUGACUCUAGAGAGAUCUGGAAGCCCCUAUCAGUCUCAAGAGGUUGUCUUCCGUAAGUUGAACUCGUCUGCAGCUGUCAUCGAGGAGAUGACCGGGGUCCGGAUCAUAAAGGUGGUGCAGAAGCUGUGUGCCGGGCUGGACUGCCCGCUACACUUCUGCGACGAGGUCAUCUCCCUGGAUAAAACCGCCAUGUCCACUUACAGCACGGCUCGCCUCAGCUUCGUCACACCACGACACCAGAGAACUGCAACCUGCCAGUGUGACGGUGGCAGAUGUCCCGUAUUGAACAACCUGUGUGAGAACAACCCCUGUCCUGAGGGUAUGGAGUGUGUGGCAGAUCCUAGAAAUACCAUGUACAGUUGUGUUUGUCCAGAAGGCAAAAAGAGCAAAUGCUCUGAUGGCCACUCGCUGACGUUCAGCGGCAGCGGCUAUGUGAAAUAUCACCUGUUGGAGAAUGAGAACAAGGAAUUGAUGAAACUGUCCCUGAGGCUCAGGACCUUCUCCAGCCAUGCAACUGUCAUGUAUGCUAAAGGAACGGACUACAGCAUCCUUGAGAUUGUGAACGGCCGCCUGCAGUACAAGUUUGACUGUGGCAGUGGCCCCGGCCUCGUGUCAGUCCACAGCGCUCAGGUUAACGACGGGGAGUGGCACACUGUCUCGCUAGAGGUGGAUGGUAACUAUGCUAAGCUGGUGUUGGACCGAGUACACGCCGCCUCAGGCACGGCACCGGGCACCCUGCGUACCCUCAACCUCGACAACAGUAUAUACUUUGGCGGUCACGUACGCCAGCAUGCAUCCUCUCGCCAUGGACGGAGCCUGCCUGUCACCAACGGGCUCCGCGGCUGCAUGGAGGCCAUCACCCUGAAUGGCCAGGAGCUGCCUCUCAACACCCAAGCUCACCGGGCCCAUGCUGUGCUGGAGGACAUUGUGGAUGUGGCUCCAGGCUGUGCACUCGCACCUGCUGAGAGUUGUUCUAGCAACCCCUGCACCAACGGCGGGAGCUGCACCUCGCUGCCUAAUGGAGGUUACUUCUGUAAGUGUCCUGCCUCUUUCAUGGGCACCCACUGUGAGAUUGGCAUAAGCCCUUGUGCCUCCAACCCCUGCCUGUACGGAGGCACCUGUGUCCCUCGUGCGGAGGACUUCUACUGCCAGUGUAGAGGGCAGUACUCAGGACAGAGGUGCCAGCUGGGGCCGUACUGCAGAGACAACCCCUGUAAAAACAACGGAAAGUGUAUUGACAGUCUGGAUGGUCCAGUAUGUGAAUGCGAAGCAGGCUUCCAAGGAGACAGGUGCCUGAGUGAUGUCGAUGAGUGCAUCAAGAACCCCUGUGCCAACGGAGGCCAGUGCCAGAACACAUACGGCUCCUACAAGUGUAACUGCUCGCUGGGUUUCAGCGGGCACAUGUGUGAACUCCGUGCUGAGGUCCGCAAUGAAUUCAUCUCCACCUCCUGGAACAUCGGCCUGGAGGAGGUGAUUGGCAUUGUGGUCUUUGUCUCCAGCAUCUUCAUCCUGGUCCUCAUCUUCAUCAUCAUCCGCAAGAAGGCCUGUCGCAGCAAGUCGAAGACCAACAAUGACGACAAACAUCCUGGAGGUUCAAACGUGCCUCACUCCUUCCUCCAGAGACCUUACUUUGACGCCAAACUCAACAAGAACAUCUACUCCGACAUCCCGCCUCAGGUCCCUGUGCGGCCCAUCUCCUACACUCCCAGCAUUCCCAGCGACUCCCGAAACAACCUGGACAGGAACUCGUUCGAGGGCUCGGCCAUCCCGGAGCAUCCUGAGUUCAGCACCUUCAACCCAGACUCUGUACACGGUCACCGCAAAACUGUGGCCGUGUGCAGCGUAGCACCCAAUCUCCCCCCACCCCCUCCCUCCAACUCAGUCUCAGACAGCGACUCCAUCCAGAAGCCAAACUGGGACUAUGAUUAUGACACUAAAGUGGUGGACUUGGACCCGUGCCUGACCAAGAAGCCGGUAGAGGACAGUGCCUGUCACCCCUAUAACACCAGGGGCAGCAUGUCUGAGGUCCAGUCCCUCAGCUCCUUCCAGUCGGAGUCAUGUGAUGAUAACGAGUCUUUUUUGGCUCAUGAUAUCAAGAACCCAAGAGGAUAUCACUGGGACACGUCUGAUUGGAUGCCAAGUGUUCAACUUCCUGGAAUCCAGGAGUUUCCACAGUAUGAGGUUGUGGAGUCGCCUGCCCCUCUGUACAGUGACCCGAGUGCCAUCGACACCGACUACUAUCCCGGCGGCUUCGACAUUGAGAGCGAUUUCCCUCCACCGCCAGAGGACUUCCCUGCCAACGACGACCUGCCGCCGCCACCUCUGCCGGAGUACGGCGACCGUUGCGACACCCUGCGGCCCCUGGGCAGAGACUUGGACCCGCCUGCGGCCGGCCCAGGUGGCUCUGGCGGGGUCCGCCAGCGCCCGGCCCUGCCCCAGCUCUACAGCCUUAACCAGUACCUGCCGCAGCACUCCUACCCGAGCGAUGGGGGUGACACCGAGGGCCAAGGGGCUACUUCCACCUCAGCCAACACCACCCCAGCUUCUACCUUGGGCACCAGUGGCUACAGAGGGGGCUACCCUUUAGGUUGUAGUCAGGACUUUGACUCCUCAGCUCUGGACAACAUGUCCAUGUCUCUGUACACUUCCACAGCCUCUUGCUCGGACAUGUCGGCGUGCUGCGAGGAGUCCGAGGUCAUGAUAAGCGACUACGAAAGCGGCGACGAGGGCCACUUUGAGCGGCUGGCCAUCCCGGCGCUGGACUCCCAGCAGCACACUGAAGUCUGACACUGGAUCCAAACAAAAGUGCCUGAACCCACAGCUACACCUGAUGUUAGCCCCUCACAUACCACCCACACAAAACACGCACAGUAUGUGGACACACAGAACACAACAACAACAACGGCAACAGCAACAACAACAACAACAACAACAACAACACAGUGAAUCGAGUCAAAACACGGGUUGUUGAGACUGGUUUUGAAGGCGAAUCGCCUGAGAAGAUCCGAAGAAGCUAUAAGAGAGACUCUGUAGCAUCUUUGCGUCUGCUCAGUCCAACUCCUGCCCCUUUGAGUUGGCGGUGCCAUUGCUUUAAGUAACUGUCAUCUCACACAGGAAGUGGAUUGUCCGAAGGUUCAACAUUUCAGUGUACAACAGGAAAAAAAAGAAAAGAGAAGAUUUCACCACAAUAUCUUUGUUUCUAUAAAUACAACCAAGCAAAAUGUUUUUAUACAAGUCCUCAUUUUCAAUGUAAAUUUAAAUGUACAGUUUUGAUUUCAAAGUUUACUAGGUUUUGUAGAUAUUCUAUGCUUUUAUUUUCAAAAAAAAAAGACUUAAAUGGUGUGACAUUAUCAGCCUUACUGUGCUUACAUUCACAAAAAAAGAAAUGUUAAAAAAAGAGAGAGAAGAGCGUGGGCUUUCCCGCACAGUGUACUCGUAAAGUUUAUCGUCUCCUGCUCAUUUCAAAAAGGGUCUUCAGUGAACGACUGCAUAUUCUUGUGUUGUUGUUUUUUUUAUUUGUUUGUUUGUAAAUUUUGACUUUGGAACCUCUUUAUUUUUCCACCAAGAAAAUGGGACCCAAUAUAUUUAUAGUGCGGAGUUAUCCAUGGACACGUGACUUUUUCAGGUGUCUAUGUGUUUGUGAGCAAUGCUAUGGUCUUGUUAAGGUUUUUAUUGAAUACUGCCACAAGCUCACGCUUUCCUACUGGCAAUAAAUUAUUCCUAAAAAAUA